Messenger RNA from Lolium rigidum, 5521 nucleotides. RefSeq lists its product as uncharacterized. The transcript is spliced from 18 exons. Gene Ontology annotation, biological process: 5S class rRNA transcription by RNA polymerase III; transcription initiation at RNA polymerase III promoter. Gene Ontology annotation, cellular component: transcription factor TFIIIC complex. The record is from RefSeq and is a predicted model, not a curated record. NCBI's taxonomy places the organism in Eukaryota, Viridiplantae, Streptophyta, Magnoliopsida, Poales, Poaceae. Bases 1 to 5391 code for a protein of 1796 amino acids. Gene Ontology annotation, molecular function: DNA binding.
AUGGAUGCGCUCGUCUCGGCCGCGUUGGAGGAGCUGUGCGCCCGCCCCGCUCACGGCAUCCCAGUGGCCGACCUCUGGCCCGCGCUCUCCGGCGCGUUCCGGGCGGCCGGCCUCCCUCCCGACCUGCCCGUCAGGCGCGUCCUCUUUGCCCGGCUCAUCGCGCUCCCUGUCAUCAACCUCCGCCCGGACACGCCGGACAAGAACCAGGAGGAGGACGUGGAGGCCGCCGAGCGGUGCGGCGCUCGACUGGUCGCCACCCCGGAUCUCAGGGACAACUUCCUCGGCCUCUACGACCACCGCUACUCCGCUUCCAGGCUAAGUGACAACCAGAGGAAGACGCUCGAACAUGUCGGAGCGACCAGGACUUGUGGUGUCACGCAAACAGCUUUGGGAAAAUGCUUUCGCCUGGAAGCAGGGAAGUUCUGUUAUAUCGUGAAGAGUCUUCAGUCCAGGGGGUUAGUUGUCGGAAACCGAGCGAUGGUAAAGUCGAAUAGCGCCGUGGGUGGGAUGAAAGUGGUCAGCACCAACUCGUUACAUCUCUCGAGAUAUGCCAAACAAUCGAAUGUGAGCUCCUAUCAAAGAAUUGAGAUUACAGAACGCGAACCUGGGAGCGAUGAAGAGAUCAACGUAGAUGCUUUACAAGAGGAAGAUGGAACUCUCAACAAAAGCCAUGUUUCUGUUCAUGAUUAUCUUCCAGCUAUGAAAGCCGUGUGUGACAAACUUGAAGAAGCUAGCGGAAAGGUUCUUGCUGUGGCAGAUAUGAAAAAGGAUCUCGGUUACAGGAAGCGAAGUGGGCACAGGGCAUGGAGAAGUGUACUGCAUACGCUUUUAGAUGCAAAGCUUGUUGAAGAAAUUGGUGCACAAGUUGAUGAUCAGGUUGUUCUCUGCUUGCGUCUUCUGAAGAAGUUUAAUCCAGACGAGUUUAAGCCAAAGAGUACAGCCUCAAACUACAAACUUGGAAAGAAAUGCCUGGCAACUGAUCAAAUUAUGGAGCUUCCAUUAGAGAACUCUAUAUAUGAUAUGAUCCAGGCUAAAGGUACAAAAGGUGUAACUCUUGUUGAGCUUGGCAGACGUCUUGGGGGAAAGUAUAUCAAUCCGAAAGAGCUUGGUGAACGAGUGAAGUCUAUGCUUGGAAAAUUCAGUUUGACUAAGCAGGCUGAAGUCAUAGAUAAAACAACACAGAACAGAAUUUGGACUUCAGAAAAUUUCUCAUUGUAUAAAGCUAAUACUGCUCUGCAAAAUUGUUCUAAUUUGUGGUCUUCCGUUCCAUCUAAAGAAUCAGAUUCUGUUAGCCUACAAGGUGAUUCAUUUGUUGAUGACAAACUCUUGUUUCGAGAAGAUCGUCCUGAUAAACCAGCCGUACAUCAUCUCUUGAGUAACUAUGAAGCUUCUGUUGGAGUUUCUCAACUAGCUGAACAAGAUAAAGUUGCCUUUCCGAAGAAGAGGCAUCGCUGGCCCACUUCAGAUGAUCGGAGACAGAAAAGGAUUCUUCACAUAUUAAAGAAAAGGAAUUUUGUACUGAUGGUGGAGUUACGUAAAUGGUUAGAGAGACUUGAAAAGGAAAAUGGAAAAUUAAUGGACAGGAAGACAUUGAUUCGCACUUUGAAUAAACUUCAGCAAGAGGGUAGCUGUAAAUGUACCAAAGUUAACGUCCCUGUAGUUACAAACUACACUGGCAGUCGUUCUGUUGAUGUAAUACUGAGUCCUUCUGUCAAGGUCAUGUCACCGGAACUCGUGGAUCAAAUUAGGAACAGACUAAGGAAAUUUGAUUCUCAAAGUCGUUCAGGCGCAGCAGCUAAAUCGAAGCAAAAGCAGCGUAUGGCUGCCAUACAUGGAUUGAGUGUUCAAUGCAGAGCCAAAGUUAAAAAAAUACCAACGUCAGAAGCUAUUCAUGCCAAUGGAUUCAUAGGUGCAAAGAUGACUCGGGCAAAGCUGUUGCAUAAAUUUCUGUGGAAAUAUGUUAGUCGUUCGCCAGAUUGGUGCAAACUAUCUGAUUGUGCCAAAGAAGGGCGGCAUGGCACGAACCUUAAUCAACCGUGUCAGUUGUUUUCGAUCACAACAGCUAUAAAAGAAAUGCCUCUUGAACUCUUUCUACAAGUUGUGGGAUCAGCGAAAAUUGACAGCACUAUAACUAAGUCUUCUGGCAAAACACUUUCAGAGAUUCCUACCAGCGUAUAUAAUCAGCUCAUGGGUACUCAUGCCAAGGGUCGUCUCUCACGCUUAAUAAAUAUUUUAGACAAGCUCAAGUUGAUUGCACUUGUAAACAAACAUCUAGAGGAUUCUGAUGUGCAACCAGGGAAUGUACCUACGUAUUCGCUGGAGCUCAGGCCUUACAUUGAAGAACCUACACCGAGAAUCGUUCUGUCAUCACACGUCGGUGUGAACCAUCAUCCAAAAUUGCGGCAUGAUUUUGUGCUUUCAAAGCAGGAGUCUGUGGAUGCUUACUGGGAAACAUUGAAGUACUGUUAUCUAACAGCAGGCUUGGCUGAUUCAAGUGCCUUUCCUGGCAAUUGUGUACCUGAGGUUUCUCAUGUACGGUCAUGGAGUUCAGUAAGAGUAAUGACUACUGAACAACGUCUGGAAUUACAAAAGCGCCUUAGGAAUGAAAGUGAGGACAGGACACUUUCUUACAAAGUUUGCCGUAUAAUUGCAAAUGAUUUGAAUCUCUCUGUGCAGCAGGUGCUUUGUGCUUCCUCCAAGAGUAGACAGCUUCAUGGACAGGCAAGCAUAUCUGGUACACAAAAUCAGCGAAAAUUAAAUUUUAGACCAACCUGUAAGAAAAGGAAAAGAUCUGCUGAUGAGAUUGCCAUGAAUUUUAUUAAGCAAAAAUUUGUAGCUAGUGGAUCAUCCUCACAGAGGUUAGGCAAGUCUAUUCUGGAUGAAGAAGCGACAGAGAGAAACUCUCCAUCAUUCAGUGGCCUAUCAGAAAAACUUUAUCGAACUGGCAGCACUCCCACAUGCAACAUUGGUACUCCUGUGCAUACAUUUAAAGAUAAUGAGGGCAGCCCACUGGUCAGUCAGUCUACCCUGUUAAGCAAAAGAUGCAUGGGAAAGAAAAAAUCCUUUUGGACAUCUGAAUCUGACAGAAAAUUGCUCGUGAUAUACACUAGAUACCGUACAACACAUGGAGCAAAAAUGUCCCGUGUAGGUUGGAGCUCUAUCUCUGAUCUUCCAGCUCCACCAGCUGCAUGUUGUAAAAGGAUGUUAACCUUAAGAGCUAAAGCAAACAUUAGAAAAGCUGUGAACCAAAUCUGCAAUAUUCUUGCUAUACGGUAUAAGAUGUACCUUGAAAAGGAAAGGAUAUCAAAAGUGAAAGCAUUAUCAAAUUCUAGUUGCAACAACUUUGCAGAUUCAGACUCUCAGAAAUUCAAUUGGGAUAAUUUUGAUGAUCCGGAAAUAAGAAAUGCACUUGAUGAAAUCCUUGAAUUCAUUCCAGUAGGAAAAAUGGGCCAGCCCAAGCGGAUCAGCCCAGAGAAUGAAAGGAACAAUGAUUCUACUGACGUGGCUGAGGAAAUUCCAGCUGAGCAGGUUAUGCAAUGUGCAACCAGCAGAAGCACUGUAGUUCCACAGAAUGUGGAAUUGUGUAGACGUUCCAAUUCAAUCCAUGUAAGUAAAAACGUGGCAAUUCCUGGCAGAGUUCAUGAAAACACCAUUAAACUCAACAAGGUUGAAAUUACUAAAAGGGUUGUAUGCAAAUCCUUGGCAAUCGCCAAUGUAUUAGAGCUCCUGAAGGUGUUUUUUCUCAGCUCAUCAUCGGGUUCAGAAGCGCAUGCUGCAUUAACAGCCACCUUUCAGCUUUAUUCAGAGAGCGAAAUUUUUACUGCCCUUUCCUUUUUGAGAGAGAAGAACUUCGUGGUUGCUGGAAAUGGAAUGAAACCUGUAAACCUUUCUAAACAUUUUUUCUUGGAUGCUUCUUAUUCACCUUUCCCAUUUGGUUCAGGGAAAAAGGCUUCUGGAUUUUCGAAAUGGCUUGGAGGGCAGAAAAAGAAUAUUGUGGAUAGUACAGUUUAUUUGCAUUCAGAUCUACAAUGCGGGGAAAUUGUUCACCUCUUUUUUCUCGUGUUGUCAGGAGAGCUGCUCAUUUCCCCUUCCCUGCCAAGUGAAGGAGUUGGUGAGGGUGAUGAACCUAACAGCUUCAGUCCUUUAAUCGAGGAUGCCACUGAAUUGGAUGACCGUACUAACAAACGCAAGGCUACAGAGUUGGAAAGCAGUAGGACUAAGAAACACAAACCUUUGUCCAAGAUAGGUAGUGACUUCUGCUACCGUCGAGAGAAAGGUUUCCCUGGUAUCCAAGUGGCUUUGAAUCAAGAGAAGAUUCAAACAAACAAUCGGAUGCAAGUGUUACAUCAUAAAGAAUGCCUUAUGUUUACUUUAGCUAGGGAAAUGAGCAGCAGGGAUGUUGACUCCCAGGUAGAAAGGCGUGACAUGUGUCUGAGUUCAUGUCGCUGUUUAUUAUCAGCAUCUCAUUUGGAGAAUUCUUAUAGCGGAUGGCCUUGGGAUGCUAUGAAACUAUAUGCCGAACAGUUACCAUCAUUAUCUUGUAAUAAAAAUGGACCAUUCAUUCUUUCUUCUAACCUGUUCAGAGAUGCAUUUUGUAUUAUUCAUCAAACUGGUGAACAAGGGGUUAAUUUGAGGGAAAUGUCACUGGCACUGCAUCCACUAGGCCUGCAAUCUAUCAGUUUGAUUGUUGAUACGCUUGAGAGAUUUCAGCUGGCCAUUAAGGUCAAUGCAUAUGACGGUGUGCAGAUUGUUGACUCAUUACAUAAGUCAAAGUAUCAUAUAACCACACUUGCUGAAUACAGUUGUUGCAGCUGUUUGGGAGCUCCGGCUUCUGAAAUAGCAUCGACUGGAGACACCAGAAAUAUGCUGAAAGAGAAACCUACUAAUUUGCAUGGGACUGUAAGGCAACUUGGCGAGGGGCACACUGUGACAGUUGUUAAUGCUGUAAGAACGUCAAGCUCUAAUUUGCAUGGUCAAAAUCCUGGAGAUGAUAUAAGGUCGUCAUCUACUUGGCACUGUUGUUGUCGUGUUUGCGGAACUAAUACUUAUCACCCAAUAUUGCCGUGGAUAAAUGGUGAUGGCAGCAUGAAUAGCACUGUCUACGAAGGUUUAAGCCGUCGUAUAAUUGGAUACGCCAUGCAGUAUCCAGGAAUUUCAGAGGAGGACGUUAUCCGUUGGAUGGAUGUCCUGAAUCCUCAGACAUGCAGGACCUUGCUGGGGAAGCUGACGAUUGAUAAACACCUAUAUGUUGCUCAUGUUGGGGUGCCUGCGCCCAGUGCUCUUCCCACCAUGCUGCAGUGUAUUUUGAGGCAACAGACAUCUCACCAUAAAGAACCAUCCAACUCUGGAAGGCGCUACUUUGCUAAUCCGAUGAGUACUUUUAUGCUGUAGAAGGAUGCCGGUUCUUCUAUGUCUGUUUAUUGUAAAAUGCCGGUUGUUUUAGUUGUCCCAACUCCCAUGUCAAAAUUCCCUAUCUUUGACAAAAUUCUGCUAUUGUUAAUAUAUUACCACGUAAUCAGCU